GUCUUCUUUUGUACGGGCCUGUGAUGCGUCCUCGGCUUUCACGCCUCCCAUUAUGUGUGUGCGGCGCAUUCGGGCAGCCGAUCGCCUCCCGAUAUUACCUUCUCACCGAGUUCUCCGAAGCGCCACCUUGACCGCCGUCAUGCCCUCCAUGGGCAUGCAGAUGGCCGGCUGCGCCCUGGCCCUCCUGGGCUGGAUCGGCGUGCUGAUCGCGUGCGGCUCGCCCAUGUGGCGCGUCUCAGCCUUCAUCGGCAGCAACAUCGUCACGUCGCAGAUUAUGUGGGAGGGUCUGUGGAUGAGCUGCGUGGUCCAGAGCACGGGCCAAAUGCAGUGCAAGGUCUACGACUCCAUGCUGGCCCUGAGCCAGGACCUCCAGGCCGCCCGGGCCCUGGUGGUGGUCUCCAUCAUCGUAGGGCUCGCCGGUGUUCUGGUGGCCUUCGCCAGUGGAAAGUGUACCAGUUUCAUCCCGGACAAAAGGGCCAAAGCGAGGGCUUCGGUGGCCAGCGGGGUUCUUCUCAUCAUCAGCGGAUUCCUCUGCAUCAUCCCCGUGUCCUGGACUGCCAGUAUCAUCAUAAGGAACUUCUACAACCCGACUUUGGUGGACGCUCAGAAAAGAGAGCUGGGGGCUUCUCUCUACAUCGGCUGGGGUGCGGGAGGGCUUCUGCUGCUGGGAGGGGCGCUCCUGUGCGCCAGCUGCCCCCCCAAGAGGGACGAGGCACCGUCGAUGCGCUACCUGAUGGACAGGUCCAUGGGAGCGUACAGCAAACCCGACUCAAUGGGCUCAGGCACGCCGACAAAAACAUACAUUUGAGACGAGUCAUGAAAAAGCUUCAAUAGGGAACAUGAAGGAAAAAGACAGUCGCUGUAUGACAUUUUUUUAAAAAUAUAUUCCGUUACUGUAUGUGUACAGGUGGGUGCAAAAGUAGGUGGACAGUUUUGAUUUUAAUUUGCUCAAAAAUAAAGAACUCUGUCAAAGUCUUAGAACUGUGUAGUUAGUUUUGCGUGCCUGUUGGAUGGACAGUUUACCAGAUUGUCUUCUUUUAUUUCUGUGAUUUAAUGUUCUGGGAGUCAGAUGUUGGCUUGAUAGUUACAGUUUCUCAUUUUACACUGUGACCUACCAUUUCGGGUAUUGGACGCUCGAUGGCAGUUGUAACUCUUUUCCUUCUGUGAUUUUAUUUACUGUGAGAACGUCGGAUGGACACUUCAGAGAUUUUACAACUGUACCUCUGAGUGUCGAACAUUGUAUGAGCAAAUGUGACAUUUUCUCUUUGUACAAAGGACCUCUGUAACCCACUGUGUCAAGUGACAUUGGCUUCCAAGCGAUGACAUGUUCUCAUUUUACUUCUGUGACUAACUGUUCCGGGUGUCAGACACCGAAUGGACACUUAUGACGUUUCUUUGUUUUACUCCUGCCAUGAAGGAAAAAGACUUUGGAUGAAGAUGUACGUUGUCUGGCAUGCUUUGAAGACACAAAGCACCAAGGCUGAUUUGUAUUUCUAUUCAGUAUUUCUUAAACAUAUUAAUGUUUGUCGAUGUUUCUCAUCACAGUAAAUGUAAUCUUUUGGUUCUCAC
Messenger RNA from Hippocampus comes (tiger tail seahorse), 1569 nucleotides. Its product is annotated as claudin-4-like. Lineage: Eukaryota; Metazoa; Chordata; Actinopteri; Syngnathiformes; Syngnathidae. Gene Ontology annotation, molecular function: structural molecule activity. Bases 53 to 808 code for a protein of 251 amino acids. Gene Ontology annotation, cellular component: membrane; bicellular tight junction. The transcript has a single exon. The record is from RefSeq and is a predicted model, not a curated record.